This is a messenger RNA of Colletotrichum phormii, 597 nucleotides long. Its product is annotated as ClpP/crotonase-like domain-containing protein. The record is from RefSeq and is a predicted model, not a curated record. The transcript is spliced from 2 exons. Lineage: Eukaryota; Fungi; Ascomycota; Sordariomycetes; Glomerellales; Glomerellaceae. The coding region runs from base 1 to 597 and encodes 198 amino acids.
AUGUCUCAUAAUCCACUUCCUCAGAUUAUUGACUUGUACUCGUCACUGAAUUACCAAGACAUCGUCAUCAGCCAUGUACCCUGCGAUGCUCCAGCCGUCACCAAGGUCAUCGUCGUGACUCUCAACCGUCCACAAAGACACAAUGCGGUCAACGGGAACAUCCUCGAAGAGUUAUUCUCUGUAUUCAAUAUCAUCGACAAUGAUGACCGCGUCAGGGCUGUCGUGUUGACCGGCGCCGGCAAGUCCUUUUGUGCGGGAAUGGACCUUUCAGGGGGCCCAGAGGGCUUGAUGAAGAUCAAACAAAAUCCGGAUGCGAUGAAUCAGUGGAAAGACCCUGCCUUUUACCUCCCGAAGCUCGUCGGCCUCUCAAAGGCGAACCACAUUGUCACAACGGGAAACACUUAUACGGCUUCCGAUCCCAUCGUCAGUGGGAUGUUCUCCAAGUUGCUACCUACUCCCGAGGAAACUGUGAGGUAUGCCAUCGACCUUGCUACCGAAAUUGCAGAGAAUACAUCCAUCACGAGUACUAAGUUGAUGAGGGACAUGAUGCUGUAUUGCCCUGAUACGCCGGAGGGGACCCAUGACUUGGACUCUUAA